Nicotiana tabacum (common tobacco) is the source of this 10123-nucleotide messenger RNA. NCBI's taxonomy places the organism in Eukaryota, Viridiplantae, Streptophyta, Magnoliopsida, Solanales, Solanaceae. The record is from RefSeq and is a predicted model, not a curated record.
GCGAGCGCUUCGCUGCGCGCCUCUCACCUCAGUGAAGCGGCCCUCGUCGCUAUUUGUCCGCACGCUAUCCAAAACACUGACUCUACCUGGCAAUCCCUCUGAGAGCCCUCUUUAUGGUGAAAUCGUCUCAGUCCAGCUGGAUUGAUGAAUGAGCAUCUGUUGCAAUAAACCUGUUCAGGACUGGCAUGGAUUUUGCCAAUGGUGGCGAAGAUCCUGCAAUACUGCAGCUGCAGAAAUGGGGGUCCUCGCAAGUCCAAGUCAACCUGUCAGACUUCUGUGAAGGUUUUAUUUCUCCAAGACGGGAGUUAUUAGCUCUGCUUUCAUAUCAUUGUGAAGCUUUACUGCUUCCAUUGGGUAAAGGUAAAAGUAUUAAUGAUCCACAAAUCUCUAAGAAUUUUCGGAAUGCGGAUACUUUGUCUUCCUGCUCAGUGGAGUGCAUGGUACUCGGUAAAACAGAGUUAGGGAAUGACUGUGAGAGCACUUCUCAGUCAAUUGAGAGAAAGCCGUGCAACAUAAAUACAGCGACAGUGGAUUUUGAAAGAUCAAACUCUUUCCCUUCUAUUUCUGAUGUAAAAACUGUGGCUUGGGGUAUAUGCGAAGAUUUAUGUAGUCAGCAUGACAGUGUUCCUUUCAAAGAACUGCUUUUCGUGUUAGGCCAUGAGGGGGUAACUGUCCAUGCCUUUUGUCAUUCUUAUAUGACGAGUGAGUCAAUAACACCCACAGAACAAGAUGAUGUAGGUCAAGGGCUAUGGGUGGAUUGGGGGCCGUCAACAGCCUCAGCUCAACCAGCUGGAGCUCUGUAUGACUCUACCGCCCAGUCCAAUGAGUCCCUGGAGGUCAGUGACAUGAACGGGUCUAGUCCAACUGGGGAAAGAGCUAAUAGCUGUUCUAUGGAGGGUAAAAAGGAGGUGUCAUCUGAGAGUGCUGGAGUAAAAAGAUGGCUGCGUACUUUUUUGACUGAAGUUAAAACAAUGAAUUCUGAUGGAAAAGUGUAUACAAAGUUCCCAGAUAAAUCAUCAGUUCCUUCAUCUGCUUCAGUUGUCUCAUUUAGUAAUUUUCUCAGCUGUCCACAGCUUUUGGAAUUUUUAUUUGAUGGUUGUCCUAUAUCACAUGACAAACAGAAUGGUAAUAUCUCAGCCGAAGAUCCUACAGAAAGUAUAUGUACAGAUUCCACACAGAUGUCCCCUGAUGCUCUAGUUGAUCAGAUGAGCACCUCUUACAAAUGUUUCAGUGUGUUCUCUAAUGAUGCACAAUGCUUGAUUGGGUUUGCCUUAAAUACAAAUAAAAAUGUUAAAACUAACACAACAAAUAUAGAUGAUGGAACGUGCGUUUUAGUUGCAGUGGCCAGGUUAAUUGAUUGGGGAAUGCAGUGGGUUUGCUCGGUGAAAGUGGGCAAAUGCCCUGAGGGUAGGUCAGCAAUUGAGUGGCCAGAGUUUAGGUUUUCUCAUGCUUUUCUUAUUUGUCUUAAUGUUACUGGCUUAGUCUCCUUUUACGUUGCAUUAACCGGUGAACAUAUAGCAUGUAUAGAUCUGUUAAAUGUGUGUGGAGUUUCUCCUUCCUUAGUAUCUCAAGAACAAAAGAAUUCAUCUCUGAAGAUUAGAGAAAGUCGUAUUGAAGAGAAGAAAUGUGGUCAGUUCAUCAAUCAGGAGGGAGAUUAUGUUGGUAGAAGAAGGUUCAAAAGGAUUUUUGUCAUUUCCCAUUCCUUGACUUUUUGUGUGAUCGAUGAAUAUGGUUUAACAUAUGUAAUAAAUGUGGAUGACCAUAUCCCAAAGAAGUACUGUUCACUUGAGAAAUUACACCCUCAGUAUCAACAGUUGGGUAAUGAAAUGUUGGCUGCUUGGGAGGUAGGUUCCGCUGAAAUUGGCUAUCAAAGGGUCUUUUCUGAUUUUUUCGGUGGGAAGGAACAAAGUAACUCAUCCAUUAUUAGAGAGUCUUCUUUUACUGCUAAUACACACGGGGAAAGGAAGUAUGGCUCAUAUGGGAGUAGCCUAUCUGAUGCUACCGAUGUAAAUAAGAAUAGGAUUUUUGGUAGUAGAUCACAUUCAUGCCAUAGCAGAAAAGUUUUCAUUGGUAUAGAUGGAUCCAAAGAAGAUGCUGUUGUUUGUUUUUCUCCUUUUGGGCUCACUCGGCUAGUGAAGAAAAAAUAUUCUGAGGGAAAUGUCAAGUGUCAACUUGUUCAUUCCAGUUUACAUGUAAACUUGACUGUAAAUGAUGACAGCUGCUAUAACAUUCAAGUUUGGGAUGCUAUAGUUGACGAAGCUAUAGGUUGUAGUUUUCAUGGUUCUUUAUAUUUGGUCACAAAGGACGGUAUUGCUGUAGUUCUGCCUCGUCUUUCACUUCCUUCGAAUUUCUAUCCUGUCGAAGCAAUUGGAUACCAACAAUCUUGUUAUAGUGCUGGCUCAAAUUAUGGGAUGCAUAAGCUUCAUGAAUUUGAAAGCACAAAAAGACGUUUUUCUCCAUGGAAAGUGGAGGUCUUGGAUAAGGCUCUCUUGUAUGAUGGGCCUGAAGUGGCAGAUCAAUUAUGCUUGGAAAAUGGAUGGGACUUGAGUGUUACGCGGAUUCGGCACUUGCAGCUGGCAUUGGAAUACCUAAAAUUCGAGGAGAUUGAAAAGUCUUUAGAAAUGCUUACUCAUGUCAAUUUGGCUGAAGAAGGCAUCUUGAGGAUGCUCCUUGCUGUUGUUUAUCUGAUGUCCUGCAAAGUUGGUAAUGAUAACGAGGUCUCCGCUGCAUCAAGGCUUCUUGCUUUAGGAACUGGCUUUGCCACCAAGAUGAUACGGGAAUAUGGUUUAUUGCAGCAAAAUUCUUUUCUUUCUUCAGAGUUGAUAGAUAGUAGACCUGAUGAAACAGGAGAUCUAGAAAGGCUUCAGAAGAUGGCUCACUUUCUGGAGAUCAUACGGAAUCUGCAGUGGCGACUCACGUACAAAUGCAAAAGGCUAGGCCAAGAAUUGGUGGAUCAAGGUGACGCCGUAGGUGAGACAGAUUUGUUGCAGGACGAGUCCAGGAUUCUAGAUGUUUCUGCUGAUGUCUUAUCUCUGGAGGCAUCAAACCAAAAAGGUCUGAUUCCUGCUUCUGAGAUGGAGAGAAACAAUGGUGAAGCCCUUGCUUUGAUGCCCGUGGAUGCAUUUGAUUCCAAAAACAUUUCUGCUUUGGGCACGUUUGAGGAACCAUCUUUAAUAUCUGAAAGAAAUUCUGUGAAGAGAGUUUUUUCCGUAGAAAAUCCAAAGGAUAUGAUUGCACGGUGGGAGAUUGAUAAUUUGGAUGUGAAAACAGUUGUCAAAGACGCUAUACUUUCUGGUCGUCUUCCUCUGGCUGUUCUUAAGCUGCAUCUUCAUCGUUCAAGAGAUUUAAUGUCAGAUCAGGAAAAUCAGGAUACAUUCAACGAAGUUCGCGAAGUUGGAAGAGCUAUUGCUUAUGACUUGUUCCUGAAGGGUGAGACUGGACUUGCUGUAGCAACACUUCAAAGGCUGGGGGAAGACAUUGAAACCAGCCUUAAACAGUUGGUUUUCGGUACUGUUCGGAGAUCUCUACGGAUGCGAAUUGUUGAAGUCAUGAAAGGACUCGGGUAUCUUGGACCACAUGAGUGGCAAAUUUUAGAGAAGAUCUCACUUAUCGAGAGGGUUUAUCCUUGCAGCAGUUUCUGGAGUACCUUCUCUUGCCGGCACAAAGAGUUCAAAGGAGUAUCAAAUGGAAAUGCAACAAAAGAAAUAAAACUGCACUUAUUGGCUCCAUUGGGUAGAGACCUAGUUAUUGCCUGUGGUGAACUUGAUGGAGUUGUGUUGGGUUCAUGGAUAAAUGUCAACGAACAACCAAAUGCUCCUGAAGCUGACGAUGAUAGUACUCAUUCUAGCUACUGGAGUGCUGCUGCUGUGUGGUUUGAUGCCUGGGAUCAGAGAGUUGUUGAUUGUAUAGUGCUGGAUCAACCUUUCCUUAUGGGGGUCAAUGUUUUAUGGGAGUCACAACUUGAUUACCACAUUCGCCAUAGUGACUGGUUGGAUGUUUCAAGACUUUUAGAGGUAAUUCCAUCAUAUGCAUUAACCAGUGGAAGCCUCAGUGUCAGUUUGGAUGGUGUACGCUCUUCACCAGUUGACGAAUAUCUUCAGAAACCUCAUGACUGUGGCAGUUACAUAUAUUCUCUUGAAGAGGUGGAUGCUGUUUGCAUGAAUGUACCGAGUGUCCAAAUUUUCAGGUUUUCUGCGUACAGCAUGUGCUCCACGUGGUUGCUAAUGUUUAUGGAGCGAGAACUUGCUAAGAAAUUUAUUUUUCUGAAGGAUUACUGGGGAGCUACUGCUGAUAUUGUAGCUCUUCUGGCACAGUCAGGUUUUAUUCGUGAUGUGCAUAAGUCUUUACCGAUGGAUGAGCUGGCUGAGAGCUGGUCAGACUCUGUACUAGAUAUUAGUGAUGCUAGAACUCAUCCACAUUCAAUCGAAGCAUUUCAUAAGGUUAUUGUUCACUACUGUUCACAGCACAACUUGCUGAAUUUUCUGGAUCUUUACCUUGAGCACCACAAAUUGGCUUUAAAUCAUGAAUCAGUUUCCUGGAUGCAGGAUGCAACAGGAGAUAACCAAUGGGCAAAAUGGUUGCUCUUACAAAGGGUCAAGGGAAAAGAGUAUGAAGCGUCAUUCUCUAAUGCCCGCGCUGUUGUAUCCCAUAAUUUGGUUGCUGGUAACAGUUUCAGCACUAUGGAGAUAGAAGACAUAAUACAUACUGUUGAUGACAUUGCGGAAGGAGCAGGAGAAAUGACAGCUUUAGCCACAUUGAUGUAUGCUCCAAUUCCGAUUCAAGAUUGCUUGAGCAGUGGUAGUGUUAACAGGCUCUAUAGUUCUGCACAGUGUACAUUGGAGAAUCUUAGGCCAUUCCUCCAGCGCUUCCCUACUUUGUGGCGUGCUCUAACUGCGGCAUGUUUUGGACAAGAUCCAACUUGCAGCAUUAUAAGUCCUAAACCGAAAUUAUUUGGGUAUUCUGAUUUAUUAGACUAUUUGAAUUGGCGCGAGAGUGUGUUCUUCUCUUCGGCACAUGAUACUUCACUCUCACAGAUGCUUCCGUGCUGGUUCCCUAAGACUGUCCGGAGAUUAAUUCAGCUUUAUGUACAGGGCCCACUUGGUUGGCAAUCAAUUGCAGAUUUGCCGGUGGGUGAUCCCUCUCUUCUGAGGGACAUUGUUCCUUCGGACAUCAGCCCCUUGUCCUGGGAAGUUGCCAUCCAGAAACACAUUGAGGAGGAGCUGUAUGAUUCUUCAUUAAAGGAAUCUAGAGUUGGAAUUGAGCACCAUUUACAUCGUGGACGUGCAUUGGCAGCUUUUAAUCAGCUGCUUUCAAAUAGAGUUCAAAAGUUGAAGUCAGAAAGUUCACGUAGAGGGCAGCACGGUACUUCAGUGCAAGGACAAACAAACAUCCAGUCAGACGUGCAGAUGCUUCUUUCACCUAUAACACAGAGCGAACAGUUGUUUCUUUCAUCCGUCGUGCCCCUUGCUAUUGUGCAUUUUGCUGAUUCAGUGUUGGUGGCAUCUUGUGCUUUUCUGUUGGAGUUGUGCGGUUUAUCUCCCGGUACCCUCCAAAUUGAUGUUGCGGCUUUGAGAAGAAUAGCAUCCUUUAAUAAAUCCGGCCCUUGUUCCAAUCACUUUAAGCAACCUUCCCCCAGGAGUUCUUCAUUUCAUUCAAAUACUUAUGACAAUAAUAUUACUGAAUCUUUAGCACGAGGAUUGGCAGAUGAUUAUUGCCAGAAUGAUUGGUUCAAUCAAGCUAAUCAAAAAAGUGAUCAGUUCACAACCUGUGGUAGACAGCCAUCUCGAGCUCUCAUGCUUGUCCUGCAACACUUGGAAACAGCAAGUCUUCCGUCAUCAGCUGAUGGAGUUACGUGUGGCUCUUGGUUGUUAACUGGUAAUGGUGAUGGAGUUGAAUUGAGGUCUCAGCAAAAAGCUGCAAGCGAACACUGGAAUUUGGUGACAACAUUUUGUCAGGCGCAUCAAAUUCCUGUGAGCACGAGAUAUCUUGCUAUAUUAGCAAGAGACAAUGACUGGGUUGGCUUUCUCUCAGAAGCUCAAAUUGGAGGCUACCCCUUGGAGACAGUGAUGCAAGUUGCAUCAAAGGAGUUUGGUGAUGCACGUCUGAAAACCCACAUACUAACACUUCUGAAGAGUAUGCAAUCAAGGAAGAAAUUUAGCUCUUCUUCAAGUUCAGAUACAGGAGAAAAGAAGAAUGGGACAUCAUUUCCAGAUGAAAAUAUGUAUACACCGGCCGAACUAUUUGGAAUAAUCGCUGAGUGCGAGAGGCAACCAAGGCCUGGACAAGCUCUUCUCCUGCAAGCAAAGAAUUUAUGCUGGUCACUUUUGGCUGCAAUUGCGUCCUGUUUUCCAGAUGUCUCUCCGUUAUCUUGCCUGACAGUUUGGCUAGAAAUAACUGCAGCAAGGGAAACAUCAGCCAUCAAAGUUAAUAAUGCUGCUUCCCAGAUUGCAAACAAUGUCGUGGCAGCUGUGGAAGCAACUAAUUCCCUACCUGCAUCUGCCAAAGCACAUACAGUGCAUUAUAAUCGCAAAAUCCCAAAGCGUAGACGGCUCAUGGAGCCUGUGUCAGUGCAUUCCUUAGCUUUCACAAUGCCUGAUGCACAAAAGGCAGAUGGAAAUGUGAGAAUUCAAGACAUGACUGCUGAAGAGGAAUGUGAAAAGCAAGUUGAUCAGGACGAGAAACUUUCAAAUGACUCCGAUGAAGUGGCUGGUUCUCUGUCUAGAAUGGUUGCUGUGCUUUGUGAACAGCAUUUAUUCCUUCCUUUGCUCAGAGCUUUUGAAAUGUUUCUUCCUUCUUGUUCCCUCUUACCUUUUAUCCGAGCUCUUCAGGCAUUUUCUCAAAUGCGCCUUUCUGAAGCUUCAGCUCAUCUCGGAUCCUUUUCUGCUAGAAUUAAGGAAGAACCUCACGUACCCACACAAGUUGGAAAAGAAGGGAAAAUUGGUAGUUUAUGGAUAAGUUCUACUGCUGUGAAAGCUGCUGAUGCUAUGCUCUCAAGAUGUCCUUCACCUUAUGAAAAAAGAUCCUUAUUACAACUCCUUGCUGCCACUGAUUUUGGUGAUGGAGGUUCUGCUGCAACAUAUUAUCAACGGCUCUACUGGAAAGUAAAUUUAGCGGAACCUUCUCUUCGCAAAAAUGAUGGCCUACAUCUUGGGAACGAGCCACUAGAUGAUGCUUCACUUUUGACAGCAUUAGAGGAACAUGGACAUUGGGAACAGGCACGCAAUUGGGCUAAGCAUUUAGAGGCCAGUGGUGGAUCUUGGAAAUCUGCAACGCACCAUGUUACUGAAACACAGGCUGAGUCCAUGGUUGCAGAGUGGAAGGAAUUCCUUUGGGAUGUUCCAGAAGAAAGGGUUGCUUUAUGGGGUCACUGCCAGACUCUCUUUCUUAGAUAUUCCUUCCCACCAUUACAGGCAGGAUUAUUUUUCCUCAAGCAUGCAGAGGCAGCGGAAAAAGAUCUCCCGGCUAGAGAGCUUCAUGAACUAUUGUUGCUUUCUCUGCAGUGGUUGAGUGGGACGAUUACUCAAUGCAACCCAGUUUGUCCUUUGAAUCUUUUGAGAGAAAUUGAAACUAGAGCAUGGCUACUGGCGGUUGAAUCAGAGACUCAAGUGAAAAGCGAAGGAGAGUUUACCCUCUCUGGUCGUGAACCUGCAAGUGGCAAGGGCUCAAGCAUUAUUGACCGAACUGCAAGCAUUAUUACUAAAAUGGAUAACCACAUUAAUUCAGUGAGAAUCAAGUCUGGGGAGAGGAAUGAUACAAAGGAAAGUAACCAGUCACAUCUCAAGACCACUCAGAUGUCAGAUUCUAGCUCUUCAGUUGCCAUAUUGGGCGGUGCAAAAGUGAAAAGGAGAGCCAAAGGUUUUGUACCCUCAAGAAAGUCUUUAGCUGAUCCAGUGGACAGAAGUAACGGGCCUGAAACUAGCUCCAUUAAUUUUAAUUUAAAGGAGGAUUCACAGAUACCAGAUGAAAACCUUAAAAUAGAAGCAAAUUUUUCGAAGUGGGAGGAAAGAGUUGGACCCGCGGAGCUAGAACGAGCUGUUCUUUCACUGCUGGAAUUUGGACAAAUUGCGGCUUCCCGACAGCUUCAACAUAAAUUAUCUCCAGGCUGCAUACCAUUUGAAUUCAAACUUGUGGAUGCUGCCCUAAAGCUUGCUGCAAUUGCCACCCCAAACAACAAAGUAUCGAUAUUGGUGCUCGAUGGAGAACUUCGUUCUAUUAUGCAGUCAUACCAUCUUUUCCCUAAUCAACACGUGAUUGAUGCUCUCCAGGUACUGGAGAGUUUAGCAAUUCUCCUAACUGAAGGUAGGGGACGCGGCCUUUGCAUGCGAAUAAUAUCAGUUGUGAAGACUGCAAAUGUUUUGGGUAUUCCAUUUUCAGAAGCAUUUGAAAAGCAUCCUAUUGAACUCUUACAAUUGCUAUCUCUAAAAGCGCAAGACUCUUUUGAAGAAGCAAAGCUCUUAGUUCAAUCACAUUAUAUGCCUGCAGCUAGUAUCGCUCAAAUUCUUGCUGAGUCGUUUUUGAAGGGUUUGCUAGCAGCACAUCGUGGAGGUUACAUGGAAUCUCAAAAAGAGGAGGGGCCUGCUCCUUUAUUGUGGAGAUUUUCUGAUUUCUUGAAGUGGGCUGAGCUUUGCCCCUCUGAACCAGAAAUUGGCCAUGCUUUACUGCGUUUAGUUGCCACUUGUCAAGGAAUACCACAUGCCUGUGAAGUUGAGCUUCUCAUUUUGUCCCACCACUUCUACAAGUCCUCAGCAUGCCUUGAUGGAGUUGAUGUUCUUGUAGAUCUUGCAUUCAAAAAGGUGGAGGCUUAUGUAUCUGAGGGUGAUUUUCCAUGUUUAGCUCGCCUGAUAACCGGAGUGGGGAACUUCCAUGCACUUAAUUUCAUUCUUGGUAUCCUUAUUGAGAAUGGUCAGCUCGAUCUUCUUCUUCAGAAGUUUUCAGCUGCUAUCGAUGCCAACGCUGGCACUGCCGAGGCAGUAAGAGGAUUCAGAAUGGCUGUUCUCACAUUACUCAAGCAAUUUAAUCCCAAUGAUCUUGAUGCUUUUGCCAUGGUUUAUAGCCAUUUUGAUAUGAAGCAUGAGACGGCUUCUCUUUUGGAGUCACGAGCAGAGCAAUCAAGUAAGGAGUGGUCCCUCCGAUCUGACAAGGAUCAGACUGAUGAGCUCUUGGCUUCCAUGCGGUACUUCAUUGAAGCUGCUGAAGUUUACUCAUCAAUUGAUGCUGGCAACAAAACACGCCAAGCUUGUGCACAGGCAUCACUUCUCUCUCUGCAGAUUCGGAUGCCAGACUUACACUUUCUCAAUCUGUCUGAAACUAAUGCAAGGCGGGCACUGGUCGAACAAUCCCGUUUCCAAGAAGCACUAAUUGUUGCUGAAGCUUAUGGCCUUAACCAGCCAGGUGAAUGGGCCCUGGUACUUUGGAAUCAAAUGCUCAGACCAGAGCUCGUUGAACAGUUUGUGGCUGAAUUUGUUGCUGUGCUCCCCCUUCAACCGUCGAUGCUUCUCGAACUUGCUAGAUUUUAUAGGGCUGAAGUCGCUGCAAGAGGAGAUCAAUCCCAGUUUUCCGUGUGGUUGACAGGGGGAGGGCUCCCAGCUGAAUGGGCAAAGUAUCUCGGGAGAUCAUUUAGAUGUUUGUUGAGAAGAACUAGGGACUUGAGGUUGCGAUACCAACUGGCUACCAUCGCAACUGGUUUUGUCGAUGUGGUUGAUGCAUGCAAUAGAGCAUUCGAUAAAAUCCCUGAAAAUGCUGGACCUCUUGUCCUGAGGAAAGGUCAUGGUGGAGGUUACCUUCCACUGAUGUAAGCUUCGAACAUGAAACCUCCUACAGAUACAGUUGUAUGCUAUAUCAGUUUUGAAUUUUUGUGCCCCAAAUUUAGCUUUAGUAGGAAGCAGCGUAAAUUCUUGAAGACACAGUAUAGAUGGUUAGGUCUGAUGAGUUGAUGAUCUGCAAUUUUUGGCAUCAUUUUAUUUGUUCAUUUACCCAUAUUCUUUCCAACUGAACCGAGGACGGGUGAACAGAGUGCAGUUUUGUUGUUUAAGGAAUGUAUAUUAGAGUACAUGUAUAUUGUUGUACGAUAUUCUUUUGUGGAUAUGCAAUGUAAGUGGGUGGAAUUUCUUUAUUUUGUGCUCUA